Messenger RNA from Cooperia oncophora, 600 nucleotides. Lineage: Eukaryota; Metazoa; Nematoda; Chromadorea; Rhabditida; Trichostrongylidae. The record is from the annotation of a GenBank genome assembly.
AUGGUUCUUCUAAAAUUAGCGCGAGUCGCCCACAAGGCUGUACUUAGUGAUGCAAGGAAGUACCGUGACCAGUGUACAAAAUUGGAAAUAGCGAAUCGCCAUGCUAAAGCUCAAUUGGUGGAAGAGCAGAAGCAAACGAAUAAAACCAACGAAGAAUUGCUAAAUUGCCAAAUGAUGCUGAAGCUUCGCACUGCUGAACGUGUUAAAUUGCAUAUGCGGCUAAUGGAUCUCCAAAGGGAGUUCGAAACUGAAGUGAACGAGAAACAAAAGGAGUUGCGCGCUCUCCAUGAUGAAAUUGCCGGCAGAGCGGUCGCGGAAGCAGAGCUGUCGACUGAGUUGGAGCGAGAGAGAAGCCGCAGUGAAGAGGCGAUGCGACGUCUUUCCGAAAUUCAGAAAGAACGUCCACGAGUCGUUGCCCCUCCCAUAUUCCCACAGCACAGCCGUGAGCGCCCUGUCGACUCAUAUCCGCCCUCGGAUAUCACUGGAAGGUCAUCAAGGAUCUCGACUAAUACUCUCAAAGAGGAGGAUGAGGAGGAAUUUCAUGCUUCCAUGAUAGCCGGAACUAGCGGUUCGAGAGCUCCAGUAAUGUCUGCUCAUUAA